GCUAGACUACCCCAUAGUGGAGCUCAGCCCAAGUUGUUCUGGUCAGCAUCGGGCGACGGCGCACCACUGACUGCCGCCGUUGCCUCGCUUCCUUCUACUGACGGUCGCGUCGGAAGAGAACACUUGCUCGAGCUGCUACAGUUGAUGCCGUCUACGGGGGUCCCUACUCAUUCUGUUACAUCAUCAAACAUGCUCGGGCCGUCGUCGUCGUUGUACAACAAGUCGCGCGCGAUGCACAGCCACAACACCCACCACGCGCAUCCAAGCGCGUUCUCCCACUCGAUUAGUGCCAGCUCGAUGGUACAUCUCGGCAGUAGUAGCAUCCACGCCUUGGCAGUGUCGGCAACCGCCCAAGCGAGUGCGGAUUUCAAGGGCGACUUUGAAAAGAUCGACCAGGGGUUAUCGUCCGAGGACGAAGACGUCCAGCACGAGGCAGCCAAGAAACUCCGCAACUUGCUUUCGAGCGAACGUGACCUGUUGAUUCGACAGAUGCUAGACAAGAAUUGGACUCCACGCUUGAUUAAGUGGUUGCGGCUGCGAGAGCGACCAACCCUGCAGGUGGAAGCGCUGUGGGCGCUGACAAACAUCGCUGCCGGGGCGACCGACAACACGUCUGUGUUGCUGCAAAACGGAGUCAUCCCGACCCUCGUUUCGCUGCUCGACUCCACCAACGAUGAGGUGUUGGAGCAAUCUGUGUGGGUUCUAGGAAACUUGGCGGGUGAAGGAUCCCAGACGAGGGACCUGGUCCUCUCGGCUGGCGCCCUCCCUCCGUUAAUCCACAACCUGCGCAAGACUCCACCGGAGAAGCUCUCGCUUCUUCGCAUCCUCACGUGGACGCUGAGCAACCUGUGCGACGGCCAGCCGCGACCAGUCUUCGACAUCAACGUGGUGUUGCCAUCGCUUUCGAAUAUGUUGUCGAGUGCCGACACAGAAGUCCUGAGCCAUGUGUGCUGGGCGUUUUCCCACCUGUGCGACGGCCCCAGCACACACAUUCAAGCGGUUGUCGACUCGGAAGUGUGCAUCCGCCUCGUGGAGCUCCUCGGCCACAACUCGUGGCGUGUCACCAAGCCUGCGCUCCGCGCCAUCGGCAACAUUGUUUGCGCUGAAGACGAUCACGACUACACCCAGCACAUCAUUGAAUGCGGGGCCGUGCCGUCGCUGCGCAAGCUCAUUGCGCACUCGAACCGUGAGAUCCAAAAAGAAGCGUGCUGGACGCUGUCGAACAUUGCGGCCGGGACGGUGGACCAGAUCCAGUGUGUGUUGGAUUCUGGUUGCAUUCCGUCGCUCAUGGGCCUGGCGUCGUCGGAUGCUACGGAUGCCGAAGUUCGCAGCGAGGCGUGCUGGGUCGUGCUCAACGCGACGUCAUGUGGGUCGGACAGUCAGAUUGAAUACCUUGUGAACGAAGGGUGCAUUCAGAUAUUAGGCAACCUCCUCGAGGAGUCGAGCAUGGUGAUGAUGGCACUGGAAGGAUUAGAACGGAUAUUGCAGGUGGGGGAGCUCGAAGCGAAGCGGACAGACUCCCCCAACCCGUACGCGAGCUUGAUGGCGUCGGCCAACAUAGAAACGCUGGUCUCGCACAAGUCGGCGACCGUCGCCAAGCGGGCAUCGCGCAUCUGGCAGCAGCACUUUGUCACGUGUGCCAUUUGCUCGGGCGCGUUUUCCAAGCACUCGAACGACACGUUCUUUUGCGCCGAGUGCAAGUGCAAUGUGUGCAAGAACUGCGACUGCACCGUGUUUCACUUGAAAUACCAGGAAAGCUUGUGGAAGGAAGAGACGGAAAAGGAAACGUCGGAGAUGAAGGCCAAGGCUGCGUCGAAGCGGAGUAAGCGACAAAAGAAGCGGCAACGAACCAAGGAACGCAAGGCUGCCAUGCGCCAGCAGCAGACAGGAAAGAACAAGACGACGCACUCUUCGUGCAGCUCGUCUGACGACGAAGAUGACGACGAAAGUGCCGACGAAUCGCCCCAGUCGCCGCCGCUGGUGGCGUCGAUGGCACAAUUGCGUGUGAGAUCCCGCCUCGACGACAUGGUCGAUGCCAACGAUAAGCUCGUGUCAUAUCUCCUCGAGACCGGGUCCAUUAUGGCGCUUGCGGAGCGCUUGGACCAAGAAGACGACAGCUUGUGGACUGUCGCCGAGGAGGACCGGCCGGCAAUCAUCCAAGCGUAACAAGGAAAAAGCUGUUUCUGCUUGUGUUUAAUUGGUUAUAAUUCAACGGAUUUGCGCUUUUCACCCAA
Molecule: messenger RNA, 2234 nt
Organism: Aphanomyces invadans
Lineage: Eukaryota; Oomycota; Saprolegniomycetes; Saprolegniales; Verrucalvaceae
Exons: 8
Coding region: 145-2166 (673 amino acids)
Biological process (GO): NLS-bearing protein import into nucleus
Cellular component (GO): nucleus
Molecular function (GO): nuclear import signal receptor activity; protein binding
Source: RefSeq, a predicted model, not a curated record